AAAAAAAAAAAAAACUAUGUCCACUCUCUCCUACUCCUCUUAUCUUUGUCUUCUUCUUUAUUAAUCAGGAAAAAAGUUUUAAUUUAUUGUUAAAAAUAUAUAAUUGGCUUUUUGGGAAGGGGAAAUGGAGUUUGAGGAUAAAGAAGAGGAGAUGGAUUUGGCCCCGAGUUACGACUCGCUGGGUAACUCAUCCAGAGUCAGAAUGUCAGGUGUUGAACCGGGUUCAAUAACUCCAACAGGUCAACAGCAGCACCCGCAGAGGAAGCCUAGGUAUAGGGAGUGCUUGAAAAAUCAUGCCGUGGGGAUUGGCGGUCAGGCUGUCGAUGGUUGCGGUGAGUUCAUGCCGGCUGGAACUGAAGGUACCAUCGAUGCUCUCAAAUGCGCGGCUUGUAACUGUCAUCGUAACUUCCACCGUAAGGAGUCGGAGCUUCCCACCACGGACCUCUACUUCCCCCACCACCACCACCACCAGCCACCGCAAUUCACGCCUUACUUUAGAGCACCAACAGGAUACGUCCACGUAGCUGGACAUCAAUGGCCAUUAGCUUUACCGUCAAUCUCAGGAGAACACAGCAAGGAAGAUCAAGAGGAUGUUUCCAACCAAGGGAUCUCAAGGAAGAGAUUCAGAACAAAGUUUACGCAGGAACAAAAGGAUAAGAUGUUGGCCUUGGCUGAGAGGUUAGGGUGGCGUCUUCAAAAACACGAUGAAGAGAUUGUUCAACAGUUCUGCAACGAAACUGGGGUGAAAAGGCACGUUUUGAAAGUUUGGAUGCAUAAUAACAAGCACACUCUUGAUAAUGGCGCAUUGAGGCAAAGUGGAGACAUGCAAUGCAAUGCAAGUGGCCUGAAAAUGGAAGAGCUCUAAACACUGGUUUUUUCAACUAAGAAACUUUUAAGUUACUUCAGAUGACAGGCAAUGGAACUAAGGAUGAAGCAUGAUUUCCAUUUGGAGACUGGGGUUUCUAUAUAUAUAUAUAUAUACACACAAAAGAUUGUUUGAUUUCCUUUACGUGCGUCUCUCUGCAUUUUAUUUUGAGUUAAUGUUCUUUUCUAUCAGUCUUUUUCUACUUAAAAUCCUCAGCCACCAUUGAUUUAUGCGCUUGAGAAAAGUGUGAGAAAGGAAGGAGAGAUCAAUGGGGGCGGUGGAGCUUAGAGUUUGAGCUAUUAUGGAUGGCGUCAUGGCAUUUAAUGAAUGUAGCUUUUUUUUC
Messenger RNA from Hibiscus syriacus, 1208 nucleotides. RefSeq names its product zinc-finger homeodomain protein 2-like. Lineage: Eukaryota; Viridiplantae; Streptophyta; Magnoliopsida; Malvales; Malvaceae. The record is from RefSeq and is a predicted model, not a curated record. The transcript is spliced from 2 exons. Gene Ontology annotation, molecular function: DNA-binding transcription factor activity; transcription cis-regulatory region binding. Gene Ontology annotation, cellular component: nucleus. Gene Ontology annotation, biological process: regulation of DNA-templated transcription; regulation of developmental process. Bases 125 to 865 code for a protein of 246 amino acids.